AUGGCUCAGACGCUGCAGAUGGAGAUCCCCAACUUUGGGAACAGCAUCCUGGAGUGCCUGAACGAGCAGCGGCUGCAGGGGCUGUACUGUGACGUCUCGGUGGUGGUGAAGGGCCACGCGUUCAAGGCGCACCGGGCCGUGUUGGCCGCCAGCAGCUCCUACUUCCGGGACCUUUUCAACAGCAGCAAGAGCGCGGUGGUGGAGCUGCCGGCCGCCGUCCAGCCCCAGUCCUUCCAGCAGAUCCUCAGCUUCUGCUACACGGGGCGGCUCAGCAUGAACGUGGGCGACCAGUUCCUGCUGAUGUACACCGCCGGCUUCCUGCAGAUCCAGGAGAUCAUGGAGAAGGGGACUGAGUUCUUCCUCAAGGUCAGCUCGCCCAGCUGCGACUCGCAGGGGCUGCACGGCGAGGAGGCGCCCUCCUCCGAGCCCCAGAGCCCCGUGGCCCAGACCUCGGGGUGGCCCUCGGGCGCCGCCGCCCUGCCCCUGGUCUCGCGGGUGAAGACGGAGCAGGGCGAGCCCGACGGGGUGCAGUGCACCUUCGUGGUCAAGCGCCUCUGGGACGGCGGCCCCAAGGACGGCGCCGCCGGCGGCAACGGCAGCCGCAAGAUGGCCAAGUUCUCGGCGCCUGAGCCGGGCCGCCAGCCGCAGCCUCCCGCGCCGGCGGCGGGGCCGGCCCCAGCGGCGGCGGCGGCGGCAGCGGCGCCCGGCCCCAGCGCGGCCGACCAGACCAGCCCCGGGGGCACAUCCAGCGCCUACACGAGCGACAGCCCCGGCUCCUUCCACAACGAGGAGGACGAGGAGGAGGACGGGGGCGAGGAAGGCUCCGACGAGCAGUACCGCCAGAUCUGCAACAUGUACACCAUGUACAGCAUGAUGAAUGUAGGGCAGGCAGGUGAGAAGGUGGAGGCGCUGCCGGAUCAGGCCACCUCGGAGUCGCGCAACCGGGUGCGGGUGCGGCAGGACCUGGCCUCGCUGCCGGCCGAGCUCAUCAACCAGAUCGGGAACCGCUGCCACCCCAAGCUCUACGACGAGGGAGACCCCGCCGAGAAGCUGGAGCUCGUCACGGGCACCAACGUCUACAUCACACGGGCGCAGCUGAUGAACUGCCACGUCAGCGCGGGGACGCGGCACAAAGUCCUCCUGCGGCGGCUCCUGGCGUCCUUCUUUGACCGCAACACCCUGGCCAAUAGCUGCGGCACGGGCAUCCGCUCGUCCACCAACGACCCCAGCCGGAAGCCGCUGGACAGCCGGGUCCUGCAUGCCGUCAAGUUUUACUGCCAGAACUUCGCCCCCAACUUCAAGGAGAGCGAGAUGAACGCCAUCGCCGCCGACAUGUGCACCAACGCCCGGCGCGUCGUGCGCAAGAGCUGGAUGCCGAAGCUGAAGCUGCUGAUGGCCGAGGGCGACUCCUACACCUCCUUCAUCAACGACACCGGCAAGCUGGAGCCCGACAUCAUGGGCCCCGAGCCGGCCUUCGAGGCCGGCGGCCACGAGGGCGAGGCGGGCGCCCCGGGGGAGGGCCUGCAGUGA
Molecule: messenger RNA, 1530 nt
Organism: Gavia stellata (red-throated loon)
Lineage: Eukaryota; Metazoa; Chordata; Aves; Gaviiformes; Gaviidae
Gene: NACC1
Product: nucleus accumbens associated 1
Biological process (GO): regulation of transcription by RNA polymerase II
Molecular function (GO): RNA polymerase II cis-regulatory region sequence-specific DNA binding; DNA-binding transcription factor activity, RNA polymerase II-specific; protein binding
Source: RefSeq, a predicted model, not a curated record